Molecule: messenger RNA, 3976 nt
Organism: Carica papaya (papaya)
Lineage: Eukaryota; Viridiplantae; Streptophyta; Magnoliopsida; Brassicales; Caricaceae
Source: RefSeq, a predicted model, not a curated record
UGUCCAUCUUCUUCCCUCUAAAUUUCUCUCAGUGUGCAUGUCCAUGCGGUUACCAUUUCAGCGCGGGAAGCAGCUUUCAUCAAAAGCUCCUUCCUUUGCAAAGUCGUUUCUUUCAAUAAUUGCUCACAUGUAUACAUACACCCUUCUCCAUUCCCUUCGCAUAUAUACAUUUACGCUUCGCUCUUUCUUCGUUUUCUUAGAACUAAACUCCUUAAACACCGUCUUUUCACUUUCAGUUCAAAACCCCUCCUCCUUUCUUGACCCUUUUAAUUGCCAAAAUUUUCCGUUGAAAAUCCCACAAUCUUUCCCAAGAAAAAGAUACUAUAAACCCUUGAAGAAAUAUCUUCGUUCCAUCUCCAUUUUCAUUUUUUUCUUGUUCGAGGAGUUUUCGGUUUGAAGGUGGAGUUUUGUUUUGCGUUCAAGCGAAUUACGACUUGUACUGCGUCUUUAGUGGAGAAGAAGAUGCCAAACGUUCUCGAUAGCGAUUCAGUUAAUAUCAGGGAAGUUUGGAAUUAUAAUCUUGAUAAGGAGUUUGCUUUAAUUCGUGACAUUGUUGAUGAUUACCCUUACGUCGCCAUGGACACUGAGUUCCCGGGAAUCGUUCUUCGAGUAAUCGGGAAUCUCAAGAGUCGUUCCGAUUACAAUUACUAUACUCUGAAAGUGAAUGCUGAUCUCCUGAAAUUGAUUCAAUUAGGUCUUUCCUUCUCCGACGAGAAAGGGAAUAUGCCCACCUGUGGGACUGACAAGUAUUGUGUUUGGCAAUUCAAUUUCCGCGAGUUCAACCCAAAUGAAGAUGUUUAUUACAAUGAAUCCAUCCAGCUCUUGGCUCAGUCCGGCAUUGAUUUCAAGAAGAACAACGAAAUGGGUGUGAGUGCAUUUAGGUUUACUGAGCUGUUGAUGUCUUCUGGAAUCGUUUUGAAUGAUAAUGUCCACUGGGUUACUUUCCAUAGCGCGUAUGACUUUGGGUAUUUGAUCAAGUUGCUAACUUGGCAGAAUCUGCCGGAUACUCAGGCGGGAUUCUUUACUUUGAUCAAGAUGUAUUUCCCCAAUCUGUAUGAUAUCAAACAUUUGAUGAGGUUCUGCGACGGCCUCCAUGGCGGGUUGAACAAGGUUGCAGCUAUUUUGGGCGUGAAGAGGAUCGGUGUUUCUCACCAAGCUGGUUCGGACAGUUUGCUUACUUGUUGUACAUUUAUGAAACUGAAAGAGAUUUUCUUUAAUGGUUCCCCUGAGAAACAUGCUGGUGUUCUAUUCGGGCUUGGUGUUGAGGCUGGUCUGAGUAUUCAGUGAACGAAAAGGAACUAUCAACUAAAAAAUAAAAAUGAAAUAAAACUAAAAUGAACCUAUUCUGACUACUUGACUUUGCUGGCCCCAAGAUUUCCCUUAUCUUAUAAUUUAUCUGCACCUAUAAUUCAUGAAUUUCGUGAAGGUCUUGGAAUGGGUUUUUGAUGAACAGAUCAUCGAAGUUUGAACCUCGAAAUCCUAAGUGUAGUGUUCAUUAACAUUUAGGAAUUUCUUGAGAAUGAAGGGAAGAUGCAAAUCUUUCUGGAAAUGCUUAUGAAGCCAGUGCUUCAUAAUCUUUUUUUUUUAAAAAAGAAAGUUUGCUUAUAGUUUGAAGAACCUGAUGUUGAUUGUUUAUGGUCUCUGCCAUAUGGAAAUGAUGUUAGGAUUAUUUCUACUACCAUUUAAUUGGUCAGGCAAAGUCUUAUUGUCUCUACAUAAGGCAUUACUUUUCAUGCCUUUAUACUGCCGCCUAAGGGUUGCAGUAUAUCAUCUGUCAUAUAUCUCUUACCUGGUCAAAUGGGCUGCAGGAGUGAAUGGAACAAUAUGUUAACUAGGCUGUGGUUUGCCACUGCACAAUUUGCUGUUUCAGUUUGCAUAGUGAUGACAUAAUUGUGUUGUGUUUUCACUCUGAGGUUGCCUCCGAGGGACUAUGAAGUUGCCUCAAGAUUUACUUGGAAGCAGUUUGGAGAAAAGUUUCUUCUCUUAUUGCUUUAUUUGCUUGGGACACUGGUUAGGGCAGAACACUCGUAUUGAUAACCUUUGAAAGUGUGGUAGAUUCAUAGUCAAUGGGUGCCCUUAUGUGCUUGCAAGAGAGUGAAUUAACAAUCCAUCUGUUUUCUGGUCUGCAGAGGCUAAAAGGUUAUGGGAUUCAUCUUUGUCCAUCCUAAAACUGCUAGUAGUUCAAAGUUUAGAUGAAUUAUGGCCAUGUGAUGGCAUUAGAGUAUGCAAUCCCAGGAAAAAACUUGUUUCCCUCAUUCUGUUGGCUAUCAUCUGGUAAUCUGAAAAGAAACAAACAAGAGGAAUUUUUAUGGCAUUAUGUCUCCUUUUGCUAGCAUUAGAGAUCAGUGGUUUAAAUUCUUGAGUAUUUUAUUUAGUGGUUAUCCUCUGAACUUCCAAGAGGACUUUGUAUAACUUUAUUGAUGUUUUCUUUUUUUUUGGCAAUAUGUAAAAUUUUUCUGUACUCGGGUGGAUCCCAUGGAUGCAAUGUUAGUAUAAUUACGUCUCUUCUUCCUCUCUGAAAAGGAAUUGUAUUCUCUAGUUCAUGCAAUUACAUAUGUACAGUAAAUGCACUGGAGUCUCCCUCAAGUUUCCCUUAUUUAACCGGAAUGUUACUUUGUUAUUCAUGACGCCGACCAUGCUACUAUUUAUUCUUGGGAUUUUAAAAUAUCCUUCUAUAGUAGAGCCUAAAUUUCAGAAGCAGCUGAAUUCUGCUAUUUAGUUACUUUUCUAAUGUUGCUGCUCAAAGGUGGCUGCUUAUUUUUGGAGAAAGGGGCUAGUUGAAGGUCUGCAGUGGCUUUUACUUAGCAGAAUGAGGUUCUUCAAUUCAUUUUUCCUUUUUUUAUUACUUCCUACCAAUUACGCCCAAUUAUUGUUUCUUGGUGGUUCCUCCCUUAUGUUUUAUAUGCAUGGCUGCUCCCCCCUAAUCAACUUGAGGUGUGUUCAGCGUGGUUUAUGAGAAGAUGAAGGAAACCAAAGAAGCUGAAAAUUCCUAUUUAGACAUGUUUGCUGGCUGUUUUUGUCCAAAACAAGAGGAUUUUCCUUAUCCCACCUUCUUCAAGGAAUAGACUUGGCAUUAGAUCUUUGGUUCAGUUGAAUAAAGGCGUUGCUAGAGAAAUGGCUUUGGAGAUUCAUGCAGGCUGAAGGCAGGUCAUGGUGGAGUGUCAUAAGGGCCAAGUUUGGUCUUGAAGCUAUCGAGUUGGAAGCCAAGAAUUCUAGAGUUGGGUGGAAAGCCAAUAACUUCAGAGACGCUGGCUUAGCUCUAUGGAAGGAUAUGUUUUGUUGUGUCAAAAUGAGGAUUUACCGACUAGUAGAUUAUGGUUUCGGCGUGAUGAUUGGUGCAAUGAUGGCGUCCAGAGGAAAAUAAGCAGUGGUUUGGAAGUGGCUUCUGUGUUUAUAGGCCAGGUAGUGGAACUUACUAGAAACUUCAACCAUUGGGAGGUAGAUAGGUAUAAUAAUAGAUUUUCUUUUUUGUCUGUUGGGUAGCAGUGUUUCACUACUAGAAGAAAAUGUGCAAAUUCGGAAUCAAUGACUGUUCGUAAGUGCACCUAUCUUCCCUACUCUCUACCUCGGCCACUUCAAAUUUUCAUGAAGGUCUAUCUGGAAGUGGAAUGCACUCUCCAGAAUUACAUUUUUGCUUGGGAGGCAGCUAAGGUAGAAUCCUCACUAUUAAUGAUCUGAUGAAGAAAAUACGAGAUUGUAUUUGUGUAAAAGCAGUAUGGGAUCUCCUGAUCAUCUCUUGUUGCAUUACCAGCCCUCCAGUUUAGUACACUACCAAUGAGCUUUUUGUGUUUUGAGUUUCAUAGGAGAUGAGAUCUGUAAUAGUAAAUGAUAUUUAUUUUUUUAAAAUAAAUUAUAUAUUCAUAAGCACCAAGGUGCACAAAUCUAGAAUGAUUACAUUUUGAACCUAUGAUGUUUAGCAAAGUGACAGAUAACUCAAAAUAGGAAGAAAUUUUUACACUCGUUACUUGUUUCACCA